AUGGAUCAGAAUGAAGGAGGAAAACCCAGCAUGGAGAAGGCCAAGAGGUCUCUGGAGCUGACCGACGACGAGUCAGAGGCCGUGUCCAGGCUCGCCGUUCGGCCUCACCGAGCCGGCGCCGGUCCGAGCCUCUACGAGUAUUUCGCUCUCAGAGGCAUCCAAGUCGACCGAGUCGAACCGGGACUUGUCGUCUGUACAUUCAAAGUCCCUCCCCACCUCAGCGAUAGAAGUGGAAGGUUGGCUAAUGGUGCAAUUGCAAACCUUGUUGAUGAAGUGGGUGGUGCCGUUGUUCAUGUUGAGGGCCUCCCUAUGAAUGUUUCAGUGGAUAUGUGCAUCUCUUAUAUGUCAACUGCGAAGCUUCAUGAUGAAUUAGAGAUCACCUCAAGGGUGUUAGGACAAAGAGGGGGUUAUUCGGGAAUGAUAGUGCUUAUGAGAAACAAGGUAACUGGGGAGGUUAUUGCUGAAGGUCGACAUUCAUUGUUUGGUAGACAUGCUAGCAAACUAUGA
Molecule: messenger RNA, 507 nt
Organism: Prunus armeniaca (apricot)
Lineage: Eukaryota; Viridiplantae; Streptophyta; Magnoliopsida; Rosales; Rosaceae
Source: the annotation of a GenBank genome assembly